AUGUCAGAGACGCUCCUAUCAGGUCAGACGUCGGAGGAUCUAUUGGUAGACUUUGAGUCUCUUCUGAAUGCUGGGAGUAUUGACCUGUUAGAAGACCACCAGAUAGUCAUCAUUUCCACCCCCAGCAAUGUGGGCUUCAACUCGGCAGUCCCCAGCAACACUGGGGAGGUCCUUCUGUUCGCCACCCCCCAAGGCCCUGCAGAUGUGGUCCAGGACCAGCGACGGCCAACUCUGGGACGACCUCCGGUAGUUAACUAUUUUGAUAUAGGUGUUCGCCGGAGUGUGACUAGGAUGAGGUUAUCCCUGUACAAUGACUACAGAAAGUGUGUCUGUGUGAGAAAUAAGUAUAUGUGUGCAUCCAUACUAACCUUUUACCUUGUGUUUCAGGUGAAGAGGAAGCUGGACUUGGACAGUGAUCACCAAUAUGUGAGCACCUCUCGCCCCCCUUCUCUUGGGAGAGCCCCAACGUCCACACCAGCACCUCCUAGAGGUACAAGACCCCCUGUUUUACAUUCACAAUUCAAAUAUAACUAUUCAUUUUAAUUAAAUUGUAACUAUUAUCAUUUUGGCCAAAGGUAAUAAAUACAAGUAUUUUCAUUCCUGUCUCCCUCUCUCUCUCAGUUCCAAAGCUUUCGACAGAGAAGUGUCGCUAUGACACGUCUCUGAACCUGACCACCAAGCGCUUCUUGGACCUUCUAGCCCAGUCUCCUGAUGGGGUGGUGGACCUCAACUGGGCCUCGCAGGUCCUGGAAGUGCAGAAGAGGCGCAUCUAUGACAUCACCAAUGUCCUAGAGGGUAUCCAGCUCAUCUCCAAGAAAUCAAAGAACAACAUACAAUGGCUGUAAGUCUGAACUCUUAUACUGUACAUGCAGUAUGACAAUAUCAAAAGUGUGUUCUGGCCUUUCUGGCUUACAAUCCUUAUUGUGCUGGCCUCUACAUAUAUGAGUGAAUGCAUACAUCAGUGAUUCCACAGGAUAUUUGUAUUAGAAACACUUCUUUCCAUUAUCCUAACUAUGAGGUCAUUCUGUUUGUCACAGGGGGAACCACAUUGAUGGAGCGUCUGUUUCCCGUUACCAGGACCUACAGAAAGAGGUCUCUGAUUUGACACAGGCGGAGGAGAAACUGGAUGAGCUCAUUACCAAGUGUAACCUCCAGCUGAGACUCCUCACUGAGGAUACCCAGAACAAGAAAUAUCCUCUUGUCUUGUCUCUCUGUUUGUGUGUGUGUGCUUUUUGUAUCUACUGUAUGUGUUUGAAUAUGCAUUUAUAGGGCAGUGUUUUUUCUUUAACAUAAUGGCACGCUGGGUUAUGUGAUGUGCCAGGAUCUGCGGAAGUCUUUUGACUCUCCUGACCAGCUGGUGAUGGUCAUCAGAGCCCCUCCAGAGACCGAGAUGCAAGUCUCAGAGCCCUGUGAGGUAUGUGGGAGGGUAAAAUAACAAUGGACGCUUGCUCAAUACAAUUUUCUGGACCAAAUACUGUAUUCCAGCUAAUGUGGUUUACACUCCAACUCCAACUAUUGAUUUGUGUCCUUUGUUUCAAUAAAUUAUUCCUUUCAUCUUCUGGCAGGGCUAUCAGGUCUCCCUGAAGAGCACUCAGGGUCCCAUCGACGUCUUCCUGUGUCCAGAGGACAGUUCUGGUGUCUGCAGCCCAGUGACAGGCAUCAGCCCCUCUAAAGCCACAGACCAGACAAUGCCCCAGCCUGCAGAACAACCACAGUGCAGCUCCACACAGGAAAUUACAUCAGCAGCUGUGUCCCAACAGAACUCCUCCUCUCUGCCAUUAUGUCGUGAAGCGGGUAAGCUGCUCUCACUAGUGUCACACUGUCACCCUGAGGUUCAGGAAUGUCUGAGAUUUCUCCAAGAAAUCCAUGAACACUCCUCAAUGGCUAUUUGCUGUGGUCACUAAAAGUGCGUUCCCUUUCUUUCUGUCUCUUUCAGAAGCAUUCCUGGAAGGCGACCCAUUCCCCAACCUGGGAGUGCUGCCGGACUUUGACCUUUCACCCCUGCCAUCCUCUGACUUCCUCAGUGGGGAGUGCUUUGGGAACCCACUGGAUGGCUUCAUCAACCUGUCCCCUCCACAGAACCAAGACUACCACUUUGGCCUAGAGGAGCACGAGGGCAUCAGCGAACUGUUUGACUGUGACUUUGGGGACCUGACCCCACUGGAGUUCUGA
Coregonus sp. 'balchen' is the source of this 2172-nucleotide messenger RNA. The record is from the annotation of a GenBank genome assembly. Lineage: Eukaryota; Metazoa; Chordata; Actinopteri; Salmoniformes; Salmonidae.